AUGGCCACCAUCGAGCCACGGCUAAUGCAUUUGCUGAACGACAGUAAGAGCAGUCAUGAUCCAAACGAACUUCCGCCUUUACAGUCGUUCCCGAUCCCCAAGGGCUCAGCUGUGCACGUGUCGCUUCCCUCGCUCAGCCUAGAAAUCGACCAGCGUGACGAGCAAUUUGCCGUGAAGCUUCCUGCCGGACCGCCGCUCCACCACAUACCUCCAUUCUCGACGUUAAAUUCCCUCGACGACAGUGCUUCGGCGCAACACAUCCCGCCGUUGUCCUUGGUUGAGGCAUCUGAGGACACGCCCUCAUCCCAGCAGAUCCCCCCUUUCUCGACUUUCGAAAGUCUCGACGAUGCGCCUCAUCGAGUGGGUCCUCCGACCCGGCUCCCAAACCCCACCUACGUCUUUGAUGGGCCAGCUCGAAUUCCGCAAACAGCCAACCAGUCCAUACGUGCCCUCUUAGGAGAUUCCAGCCCUGUAGAGUCUUCGUCUCACUCGCUUCGCAAAAUACUCGACGACCUGCCGCCCGAGCUAGGUAUUCAUGAUGAUGCCACAACCAAGAAGCGGCAUCGGGCUUUGGCCGGCAAGGAGGAUUUUGUGCAGCUUCCUCAGCCUCUCAAGAAACAGAAAUCGGCCCAGCAGGUGAUGCCGCCUAUCAUCAAUGGCCUUCACGAACCACCACCUAACGCGGCUGUCUUUCCUCCAAUUUCUUCGGUAGAGUUCAGAAAUGGCGACCAUUCGCUGAGCCUGAGACCACUCAAAGACCUGGGUCAUAUUCCAGAGGACAGGCAUGCGCCGGUCACGCCAACUGAAGACAAGACAGCACAGCCAGCUGUCAAGACCAGACGCAGGACCAAGCCCAGGCGGAAGUGGACAGAGGACGAGACGAAUCAUCUGCUGAUCGGAGUUAGUCGCCAUGGGGUUGGGAAGUGGACUAGUAUUUUGGAGGACCCUGAUUUUCAGUUCAACGAUAGGACUGCUGGUGACCUCAAGGACCGCUUCCGCACCUGCUGUCCCGAUGAAUUAAGGGGCCAGAUUAACGGUGGUGGUGGUGGUGCAAGCAAGGGAAGGGCUUCUCAGGCAACUACCACUUCGCCUACCUAUUCAACUGAUACCCAGGUGAGAACCAAGCGGACUCUGAUGCUUGAGAAUAUCCUCAUAGGGAAUGAUUCUCAGGCAGAACACGACGCUUCAAACAUUAGUCCUGCAAAUGCCACGGCAGCCAGCACCAGCACGUCACCUGUCUCUUCGUCAUCACAGCCCCAACCAAAAGCAUCAGGGGAUGCAUCCCAGAAACCCCGAAAGAGUCGAGCUCACCGGAAAAAGCUUGAGGAUCUUGCUGAGCUUGGAAUCAGCGGUCCAUUCAAAAAGUCACACCGGCGCGAGCGAAGGCCCUUUACCGAACAAGACGACAAGGAAAUAUUGGAAGGAAUCCAUCGGUACGGCCCAGCUUGGACCAAGAUACAGAGGGACGAGGCUUUCAAUUUGUCAAGUCGUCAGCCAACUGAUCUCAGAGACCGCGUGCGCAACAAGUAUCCAGAUAUCUACGCCAAAAUAGAGAAGGGAGCGUUUCAGAUCAUCAAGGAGCCAAACAACAGCCAUCGUAACAAUCUCAUGGAGCCCACGGUGAACACGACCAUUGAGAAUUCGCUCACUUCGGUGAACAAACCUGGAGGGUCGUCUCUAGAAUCUCAGCUGAACCGCACAGGUUCCAAAGAAAACCUCCCCAAAUGGUCGUUGCAGCACUAUGCACACGACAUUAAGAAGCACCAGAAGCGCCUUGCCGCGCCUUCGCACUGGCUGUUGGACAAGCUCAGCGGUGUCUACGCCCCUAAGCCUUCGCCCGGUCCGCACAAGCAGCGCGAGUGCCUGCCGCUCAUCGUCUUCAUCCGCAACCGUCUCAAGUACGCCCUCAAUGGCCGCGAGACCAAGGCCAUUCUGAUGCAGCGCCUGGUCAAGGUUGACGGCAAGGUCCGCACCGACUCGACCUACCCCGCCGGCUUCAUGGACGUCAUUUCGAUCGAGAAGACUGGCGAGAACUUCCGUCUCAUCUACGACACCAAGGGACGCUUCACCGUCCACCGCAUCCAGGCCGAGGAGGCCGAGUACAAGCUCGGCAAGGUCAAGCGUGUUCAGCUCGGCCGCGGCGGGAUCCCAUUCUUGGUUACGCAUGAUGCCAGAACCAUCCGCUACCCCGACCCUCUGAUCAAGGUCAACGACACUGUCAAGAUCAGCCUUGACACUGGCAAGAUCACCGACUUCAUCAAGUUCGACACUGGCGCCCUCGCCAUGGUCACUGGUGGUCGUAACAUGGGUCGUGUUGGUGUCAUCACCCACCGUGAGCGUCACGAUGGUGGCUUCAACAUUGUGCACUUGAAGGAUGCCAUUGACAACACUUUCACCACUCGUGAGAGCAACGUUUUCGUCAUCGGCACUGAGAAGCCCUGGAUCUCCCUGCCCAAGGGCAAGGGUGUCAAGCUCACCAUCGCUGAGGAGCGUGACCGCAGGCGUGCCCAGACCAUCGCCGGCCACUAA
Molecule: messenger RNA, 2529 nt
Organism: Pyricularia pennisetigena
Lineage: Eukaryota; Fungi; Ascomycota; Sordariomycetes; Magnaporthales; Pyriculariaceae
Exons: 3
Coding region: 1-2529 (842 amino acids)
Biological process (GO): translation
Cellular component (GO): cytosolic small ribosomal subunit; ribosome
Molecular function (GO): RNA binding; structural constituent of ribosome
Source: RefSeq, a predicted model, not a curated record